Eurytemora carolleeae is the source of this 498-nucleotide messenger RNA. Its product is annotated as succinate dehydrogenase assembly factor 1, mitochondrial-like. The transcript has a single exon. Gene Ontology annotation, biological process: mitochondrial respiratory chain complex II assembly. The record is from RefSeq and is a predicted model, not a curated record. Gene Ontology annotation, cellular component: mitochondrion. Bases 191 to 433 code for a protein of 80 amino acids. NCBI's taxonomy places the organism in Eukaryota, Metazoa, Arthropoda, Copepoda, Calanoida, Temoridae.
UACCACCUAGUGAAUCUUGUGUUCAGUUUCUGUAUUUUCUAUUGUAGCCGUUAUAGUCGGAUUUUUAGCGGGUUAUAAAGUUAUUUUAUCCCUAAACAUACUGAUCCUAGUACUAUUACAUUAAAUGUGACCAUGUUUCAGAUAGAAUAAUACCAUUGUCCGUGCUGACAUGAAGAGUGAUGUUUGAAUAAUGAGACGAAGUAAACUCCAAUCCCAGGUUCUAGGUUUAUAUAAACUAUGCAUGCGAGCUGCUGAAGCUAAACCUGGUUUUAAAGUGAAUGUGCAGAGUGAGUUCAGAAGAUACGCUGCUCUCCCUAGAACUGAUACUCUCCGGGUAGAGCAGUUGAUUAGGAACGGAUACAGGAAACUGGAUAUGAUGAAGGAUCCAAAUGUAUCUGGGAUGGGAAACUUUGUUGAAGAAAAGAAGAAAUAGUAAAAUAAGUUGUCAUGUCGUUUUCUCUUGAACUUGAUGAUUAUUAAGAAACUGAAGAAAUGUCA